Molecule: messenger RNA, 729 nt
Organism: Coprinopsis cinerea okayama7#130
Lineage: Eukaryota; Fungi; Basidiomycota; Agaricomycetes; Agaricales; Psathyrellaceae
Product: dienelactone hydrolase
Exons: 7
Coding region: 1-729 (242 amino acids)
Molecular function (GO): hydrolase activity
Source: RefSeq, a predicted model, not a curated record
AUGAGCAGCAACACAGGAUUCUGCGCCGAUUGUGUUAAAGGUGUGAGACACGAGGGAACUCCAACUGGAAAAUGGGAGACCAUCGGUGGCGUGCAGAGCUACGUAGCGACACCUGAAGGCGACUACCCCAAGGACAAAGUUAUUCUCUACCUCGCGGACGUAUUUGGCCCUCAGCUUCCCAAUGCCCAGACCGUCAUCCCCGAUUACCUGAAUGGGGACCCUAUCCCCGCCGAUGGAUUGAACCCUGGAUCCACCUUCGACCUCAUGAAAUGGCUUGCAUCGCACGGAAAGGAGCAAACCCGCCCUCCUCUCGACAAGGUCAUCAAUGCUUUGAAAGAACAAGGCGUCAAAACCUUCGGCGCAGUUGGAUACUGCUUUGGUGGCCGCUAUGUCUUCGACCUUGCGUUCGAGAACAUCAUCUCAGUCGCAGUCGCCAACCACCCCACUUUCGUCCAAGCUCCAGAGGAUAUCGAGAAAUAUCUUACCUUGUCCAAGGCACCUCUUCUCAUCAACAGCUGCGAAUUCGACGAGCGCUUCCCCAUCGAAGCUCAAGCCAUCACCGACUCGAUCCUCGGCGACGGGAAAUUCGCACCGGGUUACAAGCGCACGUACUGGGAAGGAUGUACCCACGGAUUUGCUGUUCGAGGCGAUCUUUCCAACCCCAAGGUUAAGGCUGGCAAGGAGGGCGCGUUCGACGCUGCUGUCAAGUGGUUCAAGGAGAAAUUGUAA